Molecule: messenger RNA, 1513 nt
Organism: Acanthochromis polyacanthus (spiny chromis)
Lineage: Eukaryota; Metazoa; Chordata; Actinopteri; Pomacentridae
Gene: tefm
Product: transcription elongation factor, mitochondrial
Exons: 5
Coding region: 124-1260 (378 amino acids)
Biological process (GO): mitochondrial transcription; transcription elongation by mitochondrial RNA polymerase
Cellular component (GO): mitochondrial nucleoid
Molecular function (GO): DNA polymerase processivity factor activity; nucleic acid binding
Source: RefSeq, a predicted model, not a curated record
UAAUCGCAGCGGUGUUGUUGUGCUCCACCGGUCAGUUGUUUCCGUCGGACACUAAACAACCAAAGGACAAAUUUGCAUGAUGUUGUAGCACAAAUUAUCAAAUAUUUAUUCUAAAUAACGACGAUGUGGGUCGCCAGGAGAUUUCUGUCGUUGCUCGUCAAGAGAGCUCAGUAUGCGGGGCCGUCUGGUUUGUUCUGCGGCCCUCAGCACGGUUCCCUCCCCGAGCUGGAGCUGCGGUACCUCCAGUGCACCUGCUGCUGGAGAAGCCGGGUUCCCGUGGCGGGAUUUGAGACGUUGAACGGCACCCUGUCCUCCUCUGAUCCCUGUAAGGACGACACCGACAGACCCCUGGACGCCUGCUACACCUCCGAGCAACGGGACGCCAUCCUCCAGCUCCUCAACACCGCCACGAUGUCAGAGCUGGCCGGCGUGAAGCUGCUGAGAGGCCGCAAGUCGGUCAACAUUGUGGAGUACAGGACUAAAAACGGACCCUUUAAGACGCUGGAAAGUGUGGUGAAAGUGCCGCUGCUGAAGCACAAAAGCGCCGUCAUUGUCUUCAACUCCAUCCUCAACCCAGUUAAGAAGGAGAGGAAAGUGAGGAUACAGCUGGCCAAGUUCAUCAGGCCAGAGGUGGACAAGUCCUGGCUGGAGGACGCCAGCUCCAUAGUGUCCAUAGUAUGCGGGACGAAUAAAAUCGCCUGGGCACACGUUGACCGUGGAAUGACUGUGUUGGAGUGGCGACAGAAGGAUUGUCACAAUUUCUUGAAAGGAACAUACUUGGCUUCUGCUUAUUUGUAUGAUGUCUCUUCAGUUGUGGCACUUCUCCCAUCGGCGGACUUCUACAUCAUAGAGAAGUCCCCCAUCUCAGUCCAGAAUACAACUCUGUUCCCUGUUAUGGCCCAUAUGAGGACGGUGGAGGCCAUGCUGUUUGCUCUGCUGGAGCCCAAAAUCUCCCCAGAAGAUUCUAACCUACCUCCCAGGGUGCUCAACAUGAUGCGGACUGCUGUCGGACGUCACUUUGGACUGAUGGUGGGCGAGUCUCGGACCAGCGGAGCGCAGACAGUGCAACAGCUGAUGACUGAAUCGGUAACACAGAAGCUUCCCAGGAUAAACUUUCCCCAAGAUUUGCUGAUCAAGCACAGGAAUUCCUUUCAGAUGGGAAGCAGAAGAGGAGGAGAGGAACUCUGCGACGCCCUGCUUCAGGCUGUAGCGUUCUAUGAGCUGCUCAGUGAAUCUUCUUCACCACCAGUGGCGUGCUAAGCCCUGUUGAACUUUCCUGAACAGAUUUGACGGGGAUUAAUGAUACGUUUAAAGAACCGAAUAUUCUUACUGUUACUUAAAACACUCAAAUGCUGUUUUUCGGGAUUCUGAGAAUACGGGCAGCUUCUGUGUUUUGGUAUUUUUGUAGUUGACUUUGACAGUUAUCUCAAAUCUUCCAGCCGCCUCAGAAUUUUCACUACCAUUGGUUUGUGUUCAAUAAGUUUUCUGGGUUGCAUUAAAAGAAUGAAAAGUU